This is a messenger RNA of Pocillopora meandrina, 19308 nucleotides long. Lineage: Eukaryota; Metazoa; Cnidaria; Anthozoa; Scleractinia; Pocilloporidae. The record is from the annotation of a GenBank genome assembly.
AUGAAGAAAGCAGCUGUCAUUGGUCUUUUAUGUCUCGUGUUCCUACAAAUUUUGCAAACAGCAAGUUCCAAAGGUAGGAUAACAUACACAGUUCGAAAUAUUAUCACAUUAAGGUCCUGUAUUGUUUGAUUUGUCAAUUUUUUCUACAUACAAAUCUGGUCGGCUUAAAUCAAGUUUAAACAAAAUUUACUGACCGGGAGAUGGGGAAGGGAGGAGAAACCCUUUUUGUCCAAGUUGUAAAGUACUUGUCUUCUUCCCAUUUAUGAAAGAAAUAGUCCUAGCUUGACAACUUCUUGCAUUAACAAAAAUACCUCAUAAUAUGUGACUUUGUGGUAACAAUGAUCUGCGUAUGUGAAAGGCUAAAGAAGUUCUUACUUUUUCGAGCUUACUAAAUAAAUGCGAAGCAUGAAUACUCACAACACUUUCUCAUUUUCACAUUUAGACAUAAACGUUGCUUACAAAAGACCAGUACAAACCAACUUGAAAAGUCAUCAGUCUAACGGCGACGCUCGUGAAGCGGUGGACGACGAUAAACCCGGGAAAGAAACCUGCUUUGAAAGUUUAAACAAGUUCAAAAACCCUUCGUUGCAAAUUGAUUUAGGGAAGAAUCUAUGGGUGGAGAACGUUCAAAUCAAAAGUAAAAAAAAUCUAUCAAACAUUGACAUUAGAAUAGGUAAGAGACUUUUCAAUGGGAUUUCUUCAAUCUAUUUUAGAGUGAAAAUUCAAAGAAUGUUCAUACCACACGUAACUACUGCGAUUUCAAAGGCUGCCUAAUCUUAGCCACCCAAGGUUUGUGAUAAACAAUUGAUAAAUAAAUGAAGGAAUAGAUAAAAAGAUAAAUAAACAAAUCAAAAUACAGAAAGAAAAAAAAUCAUAAAUGGAAUGGAUAGCCAUGGCUAGCGCUUAAAUUAUACAUUUUUAUAGGAAAUAGAGAUGCUAAUCUUACGUCCAACCCACUGUGUCUCAAAAGUCGUCGCAUCCCGAGAUUGACGCCCACCUCGUUCAGCUGUGCUGAGCCAAUGCUGGGAAGAUAUGUCUUUAUUGCAGCAAAAGACUACUUCCAACUAUGUGACGUAAAAGUCUUUUUGAAUGGUAAGUGCUACCAAAAUUUUACAGUUGCAGCUGAAUGCGUAGAUUUUCUAUCAAUUGACAUCUAUACUAGUAUAGUAAUGUUAUUCAUCUUUAACUGAUGCAAUGGACAAAAACAUAAAGUACCUUUUUAAUAACAAUUUGUUACCAAAAUUUUAAAGUUGCAGCUGAAUGCGUAGAUUUUCUAUCAAUUGACAUCUACACUAGUAUAGUAAUGUAAUUCAUCUUUAGCUGAUGCAAUGGACAAAAACAUAAAGUACCUUGUUAACAACAAUCGGAACGAUAAAGAGAUGCUGGAGAAAGGUCAAUAUAACUUUAGAGAUCAUUCACCAGACGAGGUCUCCGCUGCGAUCGAUUUGGUUAAUCCUCCUCGGAAAGUAAGAGUGGAUAGAAAAGACCUUGUAAUCGAUCUUCCACCAAGAACAGAAAGCCUCACCUUUAACGCUGCGGUACUGAUCCCUAUGAAGCAGAGAAAAGACAGCCGUAACGAUAAAUGUACAUCAAAUGGAGGCAAAAGUAAACAAAAGUACAUCAAAGGAGCUGUUGGCAAGGCUCAAGACUCUGGAGUGGUCACGAUCAAAACUCGUUACACAAGUAAGGGAACCAUUCAUCUCCCUUAUUGGUUACUGUGUGGGAAAAGCAAAGGCCUGACGGUCAUGCAGUGCACUGGACUCCAGGGCGAGAAGGCCGGGUCAAUGUGUAGUAUUCUUGGGCAAGACACUUUACUCCCACAAUGCCUCUAUCCACCCAGGAGUAUAAAUAGGUACCGGCGAGUUGUCAGGGAAACCAGAUGAAAUACUAGGGGGGUAACCUUGAGAUAGACUCUCCCCUGGAUCCCAUCCAGGGGGGAGUAGUAAUACUCCUCGUCGUUUUCAUGUUACAUGGAAACCGGGAUAAGUUCCAGCUGAGUGGGCCAUUGAGCUCGAGUUAAUACUUUUCCUCUACCUUCUAUUGGUUGCUGAUUCUAAUGAUGAAGAAAAAAUUUUUUGUUCAAUAGUGGAAAGAACGUGACAGUGUAUUGAUAGGGGCAAGCUGGAAGGAGGGUAAAGGGAGGUUGAUAUCAUCCUAAAGGAUGUCUCUAGGCACGAUCCAUGCUGACAUGUGACGUUGCUUUUGUUGGUUUAAGGAGGCUCCAUAGGGUUUUUGCUCAAUGUUGACGCGCCAGCGUAUUGUUAUUUUAAAAAUUUUUUAUGUUUUCGCUUUUCAAGGUCACUAAAAGUCAUCAAAAGACAAUGAGCAAGGUUCGAACCAUCAUUUGCUGUAGUAGAUAUUUUCAAAAUGAUUUUCGUUAUUAAUCUAAGGCUUCACGAAGAGAGGUACUCGCCAGCGAUAAUUUGGCUUUGCCUUUGUUUUUCUUCAAUUUGCUUGGGUGAAAUCUCCCAAAAUUUUCACGAUUUGUGAAAUGUGCAAUUUUGUGUUUUCUUCCUCGAUCUUAACUUUUGAUGGUAUAAUUUUUUUUCACUAACAGGCACUAGGAAGGGCACAAAUAUGUGUAACGGUCCAGCAAACCUUAGGAAAUUUCACUGAAGAUCCCUAUUUUCUUUGUCGCAAAACAUUGCGUAAUGGAAAAGAACUUCGCUAAGAUCAGUAUCUGACCAUGCGUAGCCUUUCGAAUCUGUCGCCUUUGGCAACCUCCUUUCCCGCGGCGUUUUCUUUUCGGUUGACCUCUUUUUCAGGCGUAGAAGGCCUAUGAAUAUUACAGGAGCAGUUGCUGGAAACCUUAGAUUCCAUCACCAAAAAACCGUAUUGUGUUGUGAACUGUUUUUAACACACCUUUUCAGGUAACAAUCGUGCAAUCGUAUCGAGCCACCAUGUUUGUUUCUCAUGUAGACACUUUUUAAGCUCCCGCUAUGUUCGCACCCAGAUCUCGCUAGGUCAAAAAUCCCUAUGGAGCCUACUUAAUACAUCAAAAGGGUUUCGAGAGGAGUAUUGCACAGCUUUUUUUACAGAUACACAGUUCAUAUAAUGACAUCUUUACGACUAAUCGCACGGUUAUUCCUUACCAGCUUUGUUCUAUUACGUGGCGCUUUUCAAGAGGGGGGUGUGGGUUUUCAUCAACAUCGUCCCGAAUUCAAUCGACUCUAGAUAUGAUAGCAUGGUUAACUUUGUUCCAUAUUUAUAACGUUUCAAUAGCUUUGUCAAAUGAGAAGAGAAACCAUACUUUCCAAUGUAUCAGAAUUGAUGUGCGCAUGAAAGGUAAAUGUACGUAGAGAUAAGUAAAUCAAUGUGUUAAAUAGCAACCGCUUUUCUUUUCUAUUUGAUUCAACAUAUCUAAGCAAACAUCUGGAUUCAAGGACAUCGAUCGUUUGAUUCCGGAUUGUGGAUGCAUGUGUAACACAGUCGAACUACCCUCAGUGGGUGACUAAUUUCCUUCUGACUAUAGAACUUUGCGACCGCUAAAUUUUUUUUUUUUUUUUUUUUUUUUUCUAAGUAUGCCUUAAUCCAAAUUUUUUUCCAAAUACAUAGUUAGCUGGUCGAAUUUUGACUAUGUUCUUGUUCUAAUUGUUGUUCUUCCAUAUCAUAGACUUCAAGAAUGGUAGGCAAGCGAGUCAGUCAGAUACAUGUAUCAAUGUCAUUUUUUCUUCACAGGUGACAUUUGUCGGUUGAAAAACAAAUGUGGCGACUUACAUGGAUCAAAGUGUGACACGAAAUUCAUAAGUCCACUGUUUCCUCCUGGCUCCUACUACUGCAAGUGUAAUCCUGGUUUUGUCUCAUCGAGUUCUACAAAACUUCCCAUUGAGAACUAUGUAUUACCUGGAGAGAAAUGCAUUAAAGGUGAAAAAGGAAGCUAAUAGAUAAUAGCAAUAACCAACAUCGCCAUCAUCACAAUAAUGAUGAUAAUUAUAGAAAUCAUAAUAAUAACAAUAAUAAAAAAAGCAGUUUCAGACGAGUUUCAGAAAACUCAAACCAAAGUAAUCACAAAAGCCAAUCGGAGCGAAGGACGACAUUACCAAAAGCCAAUGAGAGCUCAAAGUAAAAACUGGCCAAACUGUAUAAAACGCGGGGAAACGCGAGUGUUCAAACCAGGACUGGUUCUAGUUUUGAAUCUAAUUGGUUAAGAACGUGCGCGUGUUUUCUAGACCAAUUAAAGAGCAAAGUCAAGCAAAACCAAAGUCAACAUGGUUUGCUUUCGACACUUAAUAGAAAACUACUCUAGUUGCACUACCAUGUAAUUGACUUCGCUUAAUUCGGUCAUCAGGACGGCCACCACAGAUAUGGCAUAGCAAACAGAAUCUUGCCUUACUGAAAAAAGUGAUUGCUUCCUCGACUGACAAUCUUGAGGGAUGUGAAAAGGAGAAAUGUAAACAGAAAGAGGCUUUUCCUCGGUUUGUGGUGGAUGGCGAUCCUAGGACGUGUUUCAGGUCCCACACAGAAGACAAACCUUGGUUGAUUGUAUAUCUUGGUGACUUACAACCUGUGUCUUUGGUUCGAAUUCAGUCUGCAGAGAAGCAAACUAAAAAAAAAAACACCGGCUUGAAAGACGUGGGAAUUUUCGUAGGUAUGACAACACCUGGGUUCAUGAUAUCAUUUAAUAGCAAAUGCGCUGGGAGUAAAGCAUAUUCUGGCGCAAGACGCAAAAUAAAAAAAUUGUCAGUAAGUGGGACCAGCUAGUCAAGAAAAUAUGUCUCUGAAGCGGCCAACAGAUAUGUUAGCAUUGGAUAAUCUUUAACAGGAACAUGCUUAGCUGACUGCCAUUUCGAAAAAAAAGGAAGUGAACAAUGGCGGUAUAAUUAAACUCCAAACUAAAAUUUUCGAAGGAUAAUCACUUUGAAGUAUAUGGUUCUUCACUCACUAAUUUAGCAUUUCAUUUUGUACAAACUUUUGACUCCCCCCUUAUAGUAAUUUCCGUGCUAUCUUUUCCCUCUCUUUUUCUUUAUCAAAUAUUGUUGUUUUUUAAGGUGACGGGAAUCAUUUCAUGAAAUGCGCAGUUGUGAAAUUGCUCGUUGACGGCAAAGAGACGAGCUAUGGAUGUAACCCAGAACUCUAUGUCUUUGGAAAUUCUGUCAAGAUAACUACUAAAGCCCCAGUGCUGCGAUUAUGUGAAGUUGAAGUGUACGCUAACUCAUAUGGUAAGAACCACAGUUGACAUGUUCUUUUUUAAGCCUUGAAUAACGACGGCCAUGGCAAUCAAUUGAAGCAGAUCACCUCUGAUUUUGACAGCAUUUCAGUAUUGCCACUUGGUGUAAGAUUCAUUGAAGGGUAGCACGAAUUGCUUUCAACAAUUGACCUUGGAAGCCUGGUUUAUCAACCAAUGAAUGUAUUCCUCCUAACAGAUGUUAACAACUACAUACAUAAUGCACUCAAUCAUUAACGACAUUGAAGUGACGAACACGCCGAACGGAAUGCGCAAUUUUUACCGACGGAUCAAGACUAACCAAUCACAACUGAGCUAUGCUACUCAAGUCGUACUAACUACUUAGACUUAAACAGACUAGCAACUCUUCACUUGACUCGAAUCAUAACUUACGCGCACGAUGUCGAAAAGUUAAUUAGUGAAUCAUAUUUAUUUGAUUAAAAAUCGCGGCGUUUAUUAAAUUUUUCGUGAUUCGAGUGCGGCUUUUAUUCAAGUGCGGCGUUUAUUUAAAAUCCAGUUCAUUUCUUGCAAACAAUAGUAUGGUAAAUGCCCAUUAUAGUUUUUAAAGACAGGAACUUGUUUUAGUGAUUGUCAUUUUCUAUAUCGUUUUCAGUUUCACAAUUUGCUUGUUAAUACUAAUGCAAUACAUAAAGUGAAUAAAGUUAACUUAAUUUCAAUGUCACUGUCCUCUCCAUCAUCCGAGUUCAAAAGAUGUAAUCUUGGAUAUGCUUCCUCGAAAUCAGAACUGGUACAUUUAAAAAGGUCCGCUCAGAAUUUCUAACUACAAUCGAAGCAUUGAUCGUCCACUGCUACAAGGCUGUUCGUCCUUAAGACAGGGAAGCGUAUCGCCUUUCGACCAGUCCGCUGGAAGGUUCAACGUGCAGCUUGAGAGAGAUUUUUUGACGACCUCUGUGGGUAACUCUGCCAAAACUCGGGGUUGCUUUCAAAUUUCCGGCAACUGUUUCUUUGUGAAUUCCCACGGUACUCAGCCAUUCAUCAGACUUUUCAGUUCAAGCGGCCUUGAACAGCUUGUUCCAGCAAACGUUCGGUGCCUGGAUAUAUCUGGACAUGCUUUCUUCGAUGUAACGCUCGAAGGAGUCCCAGGUUAAUAGCGAUCAACCACCUACCUGUAUAUCAUUGCCAUGGUAGUCUGCUGUGUGUUUUUUGAGUCUAUUAUGCGAAUAAACGGCGCGUGAUGACGCGGCGUUUAUUCGAGGGCGACGUUUAAUAAUAUUUCUGCUCUAAAAUGCGGCGGUUAUCGAAUUAAUACGGUAUCUGAAAAUAGUUGAUUUUUGGGCGACCUAUACCCAUCAAACCACGCAAUUAACUGUUAGUCCUCGUUUCAAAACUAUUUGCUAAAUAGAAAGACCUCUCUGAGGUCUUUGAUUGGCUGCGCUAGCUUUUGUAUCCAACUUGUUUACUCUCAAUGUACAGGAAACAUUAUCGGAACGAAGCAACAGUCAUAUGGCCCUGCAACGAGUCGUUUUGCUAUCGACGGAGAUGCAAGCACGUGUUUUAAAGCCAAAACCGGUAGGGACCGGUUCUGGAGUGUGAACCUUGGAGAAAAUGUUCGAGUGGCGCGUGUUUUCAUGCUAUUUCACGGCAAAUUUGAAUGGAAAAAUACGUCAAUUGAUAUUGGUAAGUAUUCUUUUUGACUUAUUCCAUCCUUUUGUUUGUUUGUUUGUUUGUUUUUUUUUUUUGGUGUUUUGUUUUCCCGUUCGUUCUUUUCAGUUGCUAGUUUAUAAAAAAUCAAGUAUGUAUUGUGUCCUAAUGUAGAGCUACAAGGGGCAUGACAUCAUCCAAGAUUACCUGUCCUUCGAGUUGACCAUACUCGAUAUUGGAUGACUACUGAACAAAAAAAAACAGCGAUGACGUCAAGAAUAGUAAUUUAAAUUUAAGGGUCAAUUUCAUGCUCUUGAACCAUCCUCGAAGAAUUUAUUCCCCAAGAGUUACGAAAACGAGGCAAAUCCGCUUAAAAAUUGUUCGACCUGCCGUUAUGCUUGUAUCUUUGAAAGUUGACGGAAUUAUUCAAUAUGUUACUUGUUGUUAGAUACCAAAGUAUGUUUUGUUACGAAUGCAUAUGGGGCAAGAAAAGGAAAUUACUUUGACUGUAAUCAGCCAGUUACUGGAAGUAGAAUGCUUAUCAGGUGGCCAUCGAAGUAUAUAGAUAAUAUACAGCUCUGUGAAGUGGAGGUUUUCCCGAUGAAGAUAAGUAAGAAUACGCUUUCUUCAUUGAUUUUUAUCAAGUUUCUCAUACAAAGUUUUAGACAGAACUUUAGCGUUCGAUGAUUGUAUUACUCACACUUAAAAUUUCAUUUCCUUUAGUUAACCUGGCAGGAAGGCGUCCUACAAAGUCCUCGACAAAUGAAAAGGAAUCAUACAGAGGCUGUGAUCAGAAACUUGGUGAGUGCAGCAAUAUUAAAAAGAAAAAGACCGGGACAAAUUUACGUAGAGUCAAAUAAACUCAUGAUAGACGUAUUUUACUCUAAUCUAGCAUCAAAGACAUUUUAUUUAAUCUUUUCGGCCAAUCUCCUUUAACUGUUGCAAAAUUAUUGUUCAAGAAAUUUUUGUGUAACUUUAUGAGUGACUGUUGAUUCUUUUCCAUUUCAGACCAACCCUUCUCCACUAGGGUCAAACCGCGUUCGAAACAAAUAAAAUGGUGGUCGGUUGAUUUAAUAGCAUUAUGCAAAAUCCAUCUGGUGCGCAUUGUGACAGACACAGGCUACAAACCGCAACACCUCAAGGGUUUAAAAAUUCAAGCUGGUAAGUAACCAUGGCUUUCCCCUGCAAAUCGAUCAUCUUAAUAGUUUAUCCUUUAUUGCUUCCCUUUUCGGAGUUAACUUAUUUAUAGGCAUUUUGUAAAAAAUCCAUUUACAAAAAAGAGAUUAGAGUCCAAAUUUCCGCAGAAAAUAGGUAUUAAACUUGUUAAAUGAACCACAAAAUUUGGCUAAAAUAAAAACUCCGAAACUUCCUAAAUUUCCGAGCAAAGAUGUAACUACCCCCGACUUCUCGAACUUCUAACGGAAACAAUUUUUGUAAGGGUCUUUUCAGAAGUUUUCUUUCGCCAGUGCUCGAAGCAACUUCCACAGUAGCUCCUCGUACGAAACCAUCGUUUCCAGGAUGCACCUCUACAAUCCUUCCGAAUUUCCAAGUACUACGGUUCGAGUUCCCUUCUUCCAUUACGAUGACAAUAUCACCUGGAGCAAUUGUGCGACGCUGGCCUGUGGUGCUAUCUUAGAUCCACCACGUACUCACGUUUUUAACGGUUCCAAAAUUGACCUAGAAAUUUAGACAAAUAACGCUACCUUCUGGUGAGGAGUUGGACUUCCGUUUUAUCUUCUUCAGCAAAUGCACAUUUGUCAGGGAUGGACAGAAGUCUCCUUUCUGUCAACAGAUGAGAAGGCGUCAGGGGUUCCUCUUUAUUGUCUGCGGACACAUAGUUGAGUGGUCUAGAGUUCAGUACACAUUCCACUUCCACCACUGCAGUCAAAAGCUCGUCAUACGUCAACUUCGCGUUCUUAAAAAUUUUCUCGAGACAACGGUUAACAUGCGUUCGAAGAAACCGCCCCUCCACGGCGCUAACUCCAAAUUGAAUCGCCACUUAAUCUUGUGAUUCAAGGAGAAACUCUGAACUUCUGGUAACUCAAAGAGGAAUGAUAAGAACUUAGCAGCAGUCUUUAAGGUUUUGGGCGUUUUCUGACACGACCACCUAUGGUAUACCUCGUCUGCGGAUGAAACGUGUAAAGCUUGUAAUGAAUGUUUUCGUGCUCAGGUCUGGUACAACAUCAAGAUGAAUGGCUCUGCUUCUUCCACAAGUGUAAAACACGAUGUAGAAUUUCUCCAUACCAUUAUUUCGACAAACAAUGGUCCAGUGUUGGUGAAGGCAGGAUUCUCUUCCACACGAAAUUGAGGUAAGGGCGCCGUCGGCGGGAUAGCAUAAUGCUGUCCCCUCCAUCUUCUUGCGGUCCACACAUUUUAAAAGAAUCUUACGAACGACUUGUCUUCCUUUCACAAUCCACAAUCAAGACCUUAGUUCUGCCAAGGUUUCUCUCACUCCGUUGUGUAGGGCUCGCUUGUGACAAUCAUGAAUGAUAAGAACGGCUAGGUAGUGAUCUGAUGGCAGGAAAAUGGGGAACUUGGUGUUAAAUGGAAUCGCAUCAGUGCUGUUAGACGUGUCAGAUUCUUAAAGUCUCCGUAUUUCCGGGGUUCGAAGAUACUUGUCAACGAUAUCGUCCAAGAGUCUACAUGAAGCCCAGAGGUAGGUUUUCUUUUGUCCUUCAGACGCAUUUCUUCAAAGUAAGCUCUAAGGCUCGUGGGAGUUUCCGAAGAAGGGCCAAAUCUUCUUUUCUUUCACUAGCCAAAAUGGACCAUGCCACCAUAAUCGUGACUGUUUCAACGCAUCUGAUCCCAUACCACGGAAGGGCAAGUCUGCGGGAUUUUGAGAUUCAGGGCAAUGGUUCCAAGCUUCGGGCGGCACAUUCUGACGAAUUUCUUUGACUUUGUUCUCAACGAAUUGCUUGUAUUCUUUGUACACCCCCUUGAUCCAGUGAAGAGCCGUAGUGGAAUCUGUCCAGCAAAAUACUUCAUUAAUCUUAACCAACGGAAGUAGGGCUGAACGGACCAGGGUAAUUAACCUGGAUAGUGUAAGUGACGCUAAGAGCUCAAUCCUGGGAAAGAUUUGUUUUGCAAGCCAUACGACUCUUGACUUACUCAUCGACAACUGAACGAGACUCCGUGACUCGUUUCCACUCUGAGAUAAACAGCUGCUGCAUGAGCCACUUCAGAGCCGUCUCCGAAGCCAUGUAGUUGAAGUGAAAUUACGCUCUCGUCUGGAAGAUAACAUCGUUAGAUCGUGAUGCAUUCAGCUUUUGACAGAUCAGAUAACCAUUGCGAGUACCUCAAAGAAAGUUCCUCGUCAAGAGGGUCGUCCCAACCAAUUUUUAAUUUGCAUAAAUCCUGAAAGAGUGUCUUGAUUGUGAUGAACAGGGGUGAAAUCAAACCAAGAGGAUCGUGCAACUUGGCCACAACCUUGAGUACAGUGCGCUUGUUUAAGAUUAGUUCUUUAGCGAAUUCCACCAGCCAGUCAAAUCGGAAAACGAAAGUGUCUCUUUCAAUGUUCCAAUUCAAUCGAAUAAUUUUCUUCUCGCUUGAAACGAAUGCGGAACAACUUUGAACUCCAAACUGAGUCUGCGCAUACAUACUGUCUUCUUCGGAUAGCUGAACCACUUUUUUAACUGGUACUCCUUCUUCUUCGUCGAUCUAUUCCAUCAGCCUCUUAGAACUUGACAUCCACUCCCUUAAAUUGAAUCUAGCCUCCUUCAUUCUUGAUCUUGCUUUUUUGUAGAGCUCAAAUGCUGGGGAUCAUUAGCUUCAUACUUAGUCGCUUGAUGUCUGAUUGUUGCGUUCAGCAAAAAGGAGAACUUGUGACGCCAAAUAAGACUCGGUCGAAACGUUUCAUAACAAUGUUUCGAUUUGUAUUAUCAGUAUCAUCUAUCCAAAGAAAGCGCAAAACAUCUCGGUCAGCUUCUUUGAUCUGGACCAUUAGGUAGGUUUUUUAAAUGUCGGCCGCCAUAGCAACUCGGUGGUAUCUGAAACGUAUCAUAACACUGGGUAUGUUAGAAAGUAAUUAUGGACCUGCACAAAGACAGUCGUUUAACCCUGGACCAGUAGACUUGGCGGAUGCAUCAUAGACUAUCCUCACUUUAGUCGUCUGUUUAUCUUCUCGCACAAUUGGACGACGGUAAAUAAUGAACGUCACCAACUUGGAUUGGUAUAUCAGGAUCGACAUCGGAGAUUAAUCCCCACUAAGAUUUCUCUUCAAUGAUUCGGUUGCACUCUUCAAAUAAUCCAAGAUUCUUUCUUAGACGUUUUAGAACAGAAGCCAGGCGAGAAUCAUUAGCUUCAUACUUAAUCGUAUGGUGUCUGAUUGUUGCGUUCAGCAAAAAGGAGAACUUGUGACGCCAAAUACGACUCGGGCAUAGUUAUCCAGAAAUAAUGCGUGCUGUUCCUUCCAAGGAAGAGAGACUUCAUAGCGGUGGUUGUUAAGGUGAAUAGUAUCCAAGAACUUCUCAUGCACUGUCUCUUAUUGUGUUGACACACCGAUAGCUUCUAACUCCCAGAAUUUUUUUACUUGUUCUAGCAGCGGGUCAUAAAUUCUCUUUUCGGUAACAGUGUCGUCACGUGAGGAGGUGUCUAGCCGCAAGGUUUGGCAUUUGAUCAAAUGAACACUAGUAUCUGAACCUGGUGUGUGGGGCCUAUAGCACCCAUCCAAGACUCGUCUUCACCGCCACAGGACCUGAUUACGCCCGUUUCGUGUCUCCAACGAAGAAAGACUGAUAGAAAUCGUUUCCAAUUAGAACAUCUGCUCUUGAAUCACAGCCUUCCGAUAAUGGAUCUGGUUUCUCAGCGAUUUGCUUCAUUGAUGGUCAUUACAACACUUCCUUGAGCAGCAUUUUCUAAAAUGACGCGACUGCUGUUGGCUGUAUCGCAAAUUGUCAUGUAAUGUCCUCCUGAGCAAAUGCGGCUCAAAUGGUUGCCAAAUGGUUGCGACGUAAACAUAAAGCAGCGGCCCUCUCGUUUCAACAGGUUUCUUCUGGCUUCGAUGUCAGUGACUACACCACAACUCGCGCUGGGGUGCCCUUGCUCACAGAACAUACAGGUUACAGAUCCCUCAGACUGAUUAAUCAGAACUAAAGCGGACGAAAACUCUUCACCUUUUUCUGGCGGCACUGAAAAAUACUUCUUUGAGGUAGGAGGAUCGGUCGGGUUUGUUCCAAUCGGCCCCCAAUCGCUCUCUCGCUUCAGUUUCAUGGUCGAAGGCCUUAAGUAAAACAACCAAAUCCAAUUGUGGUUAAUCCGCGGCCCUUGAAAUUAUCAAGCGCAUAUUCGGUGGUAAUUUUCCCAUGAGAAGGGGAAUCAAAAGCUUCCCAUACAAUGCAGAAUUUAAUUCCUAGGGCUUGUAAAGCUUGAACGUGUGCUUCAACUCAAUCGUAAAAAAGGCGUAGACGUCUCAGACAUUGUCCACUCUUACAGCUGAUACUUUCACUAAUCCCUCCAUGUGAGCAUUAAUGAUUACUCAGGGUUGCCCAAAUCCUUUCUUCAGAAUGGAUUUGGCUGACUCGAAAUUUUCUGCUGCUGUCAUCGACAGCACUUGCAAACGAUUUCUGGGAUGUAUUGAAGGAAAUGGGAUCACCAUAGAAUUUCUUCGACAGUUUUGCCUUUCCAAUUGCAAGACUUUUAGUGGGCGAAUUAGGCUUAGAGAGAGGAAUUGACUUAUCUGUAUUUCCAGCCUCUUCCAGUUCAACUACGUGGAGCGUUUCGUCAAUUUGCACUAUUAUUUGAUGAAAAGAUUCUCUGAAGUUUCCAUUUUCCUUGAUUUCAUCUUCGAGUUGCUUUUCUGUUAUACAGACAGAAUUUCGUCGUCCAGGGCUACAAGGACAUUGAGGUUUUCCGUACGAGCAAUCCGAUAAGUUUUCAAUUGAUUCACGGGAGGAGGUUCAAAUUCAUCGAGUAAGGCUUUUACUUUUUCCAAAGUCGUCGUAACGUAUCCUUUAUGUCCUUCUCAGAUCUUUCUCUUCUUUUUCAAUUCUUCAUCAGCCAUUUUUCCAGAGAGAGUGAAUUCUUCAGUCAGUCAAAAUUCCAAGGUCUCAGCACCAUGUAAAAAAUCCAUUCACGAAAAAAGAGACUAGAGUCCAAACUCCAUAAAAAAUAUGUAAUAAACUUCUUAAAUAAACCACAACAUUUGGCUAAAAUAAAAAGUCCUAAACUUCUUAAAUUUCCAAGCAAAUGAGUAACAAAUUUACGCGAACGACAGCUCAAAAACAACUAAAACUCCGCGAAAAACAAACUAAAAGUAAGCAAAAAGUGUCCACGUCAGUUUUCCAAAUUUCGAUUUCUUUAACGUGAUUGGCUAAUUUGUGAAAUCACGCGCGUCGUGCGUGAAUACCAAAGGAAUUCAAAGGGGAGAGCGGAAGAGAAAAAUUGUUACUUGAAAUUUAAAAAAGAAAGAGAAUUUCUACACAUUUUACCGAGAAAUUCGUCAGUUUGAAGCAGAUAUUAGGUUAUUUUUAUCAUUAACAGAUGCUGGUGAAAAUGCUUUUGGGAAAGGACGCCAUGUAGCUAGUCUGGAUUCUCCAACCAGAGAGCCUGUUCAGACCAUAACUCUUCGCAAAAAUAUCAAAGCAAGGUUCGUUACCCUUGCCCUUUCGAACAAACGUCUGGAACUUCAGUUCCGUGAAGUGGAAAUCUACAAUGGUCCUUUGCUAGGUAACAAUAUAGCAUCCCUGGUUGCAAUAGAUUUAUGCUUCUUUAAAACUUAUUUGUUCCAUUGUCCUCAAGAUUCAUCUUUGAAAAUUACUCCCUGAUCCGCACCUAAAAUAUAGAUUCCGUUUUGACAGCAAGCCUAAGAAUAUAAUUCCGAUGGGAAGCCAAGAUUUUCUCUUGAACAAGAGGUCAACUUCAGGGCCAACCCUUUAAUUCAGUUAGUUUUUUACAUGUUGCAGCAUGUCUGGUAUGUACCAGUAUCUUUUACAGAAGGAGAUACAGCAACAAGCAGAAAUUUAUUUCGACUUAACAACAAAUAAUAACCUGCAUCCAAAAGAAACUCAUAAUAUAUUAUAAUUUUGACCUUUUAAUAAUUUACCACACACUUUUUGAGGGGGCAAAACCUAGCCCAAAGGUAUUUCAUUUUGAUAAUCCAUUGCAAAUUUUUUACUUUUUUUAUCCAAGCUAUUGAUGAUUGUAAAAGACCGAAUAUUUGUCCAAAAAACUUCAAAUGUGUGAAUGGGACGAAAUCCUAUAAGUGUGUGUGCCGUGAUGGAUUCAGAGAGAUUGGAACAAACAAAUGUGAAGGUAAUUCUCUUACUCUGUUAUUAUUAUGAUGAUGAUUAUUACUGAUUAUAAUAUUAUUGCUAGUACAAGUAUUAGUAUCAUUAUCAUUAUUUUUAUUUCCCGAAAGUAGAUAUAUCGAAUUUGAUAGAGGAUGUCUUAUGAAUGAAAUUCAAUUUAUUUGCUUUAUUCGCACGGUAACGAAUCCUGAAAUCUGAUUGGAUCUUUGCGCGGUCCAGAUUUUCCUAACUCUACCAAAAGGCACAUUGAGUAACGCUUUUGCGAGUCGCAAACAUUACAAACCAGUUUGUAACCCCAUAAUUCUUUCACAUAAAGUAUCUCAAAAAGUCAGAAUCGUGAGGUGUUUGUUUACCAUUAGAUAUGUUAAUGUAACUUUCAUUCAUUUAAUACCUGAAUUCUCCAAAACAAUUUGUUCACUGUAAAAAGUUGGGCAAAGUCUUGAUUUGUACAACAAGUACACUUUCAGUUAGUCUUUGCGAUUCCGUUGCAUUUGGACAAUUGGAGUAACAUGUUGAUAUUGAUCUCUCUCUGCUUGUGAAGAUGUUUAUGCAUAUAAAACUUAAAUGGUUAUAUCAACAAAUAUCUAUCUUACAAUCAUCAUUAUCGAUAUCGAUUCCGGGAAAAAGGGCUAAAGACGAAUCCUCAGUCUCGUACUUAGUCCACAAAAUAUUACCAGUAGCCUCUCAUUCAAGAAAAGAGAGGGCACGGCGUGUAAAGAGCGUCACUCAACAGCCCGAAAAGUCGAAUUAACUUGUGCAUUACGUCUGCUAGUGGCUCGGCAUUUCAACUUUUUAUGGUUCUGUGUUGGUGUUCUCAUUGCAGAAAAACAUGGGAAAGAGUUUUUUAAACUUUCGUCGGGUAAUAAGACAUGUAAGAACAGAAAAAGCUUAUUCCUAUAUCAAAUAUUGAUUAGAACCAGUUCGAACCUCGUUGUGAAGCUUAGUUUACGGUAAAAACUGUAAAAUUGGGCUUGAUUUUGCAAGGUUUGUAAAGUCAGGUUUUUUUCCACCAUAUUAAAUGAAAAGGUCUCGGCAGAUGUGAAGUCAGAAUUGAAAGCUUACAUUAUAUUGCGGAACGUUUCAAAAGAAGCCCAUCUGCUCAUGUUCAUUGAACUGUUUAGUCAAAUUUUGCCAUACUUCAUUAUCGCGCGAUUUUAAUAUGUCCUUGGUUUUCCGAAUCGACAGAGAUAAAGGACUGCAUUCCCGCCUGUGCUGCAAAUAACUCCUUCUGUAAUACGUCCUUUGGGUCUUACAUAUGUGAGUGCCCAUACGGAUUUAAUCCAUUGUUAGGUCAUAAAGGAGUUCUUCUUCAUUGUGAAGGUAUGACGAAGUUGCAUGUUUUAGUUUUUCGAUGCCAUCUAAAGAAGAAAAUAGAAACAUUUCUGACGUUUACUCUUAUUUGAAGUCAAAUAGGAAUACCCCUCCGGCUGCUGUUUAAAAAAAACGUAUCUUGGGUAGGGGGUAGACAGUCUUUGUGGCAUAAAGGCUGAGAGAGGUGUGAUUAUUUGCUUUCGACAUCUUAACUCUGAUGUACUGAUUUGGUUCUGUCAAUCAGGAAGCGCUGAUGUCGAUGACAAGUGCAAACUACUUACAGCUAUAAGAACAUUAACGUGGCGCCCCUGUGUUCUCUAUCUCCUCUCCACCUCCUCCCUCCCGACCUUUUCUUAAUCAUGUCUUUUGUAUUGCAUUAAAUGUACAAACCAAUAAAUUCGGUGAAUUGAAUAAUUAACCUCUAACCAAUUUCAGAUGUUAACGAGUGCGAAAAACCGAUGUCAAACAUAUGUGGAAAUACAUCCAUUUGUGUCAAUGCACGUGGUUUUUACAACUGUACCUGUAAGAGUGGAUAUGUAUUGGACAAAAGUGGCCUUAAAUUUGAAUGUAAAGGUUAGUUUUCUGUACCUCUUGCAAAAUGAAUGCGACGUGUAACUUGCAAUCGGUUGGAUCGCAGUGUGAAAGUUAAAUUGCAUGUCCUUCCAUGUUUGUCCCGAAAGAACUGGGAUGGGCGUUGUUAAAAAGGGAUGGUCUUUCGUGCGUGAUGCGAACAAACAGCAAAACUUUCUUGACGAAUUCACAAUUAGUAUUCAUACCAAAUCAUUGUUAUCGUUUCACAAAUAUUUCCUAAAAGUAAGAAAUGGAUUGGUCUCGUCAUAACCGGAAUUGUUGUUAUGGUCCAGCUACACCGGCCACCUCCAUUGCUUGAAUGGCAUUUUAUCAAGGAGGAUCGGUUACUCACUUACAAGCACUCUGUUUAUAUAUAUAUUUCUGUGAUAGAAAUCUAGUGUUGCGUCUGUCACCCUUGUAAGCUUAUCGCUUUUAUUAUUUUUCUCUAGAUAUCGAUGAAUGCGCAAUGAAAAACUCUUGUCACGUGAACACCACGUGUUCUAACACCCCUGGUUCUUAUAGGUGCACGUGUUCCCAUGGACUCGGUGGAGAUGGCUACAAAUCCUGCUUAAGUAAGAGAGGCUGUCACCAGCUCUUUAUGAGGUUAAGAUGAACGCAGUUAUUUAGCCCCUUAAGCGACCAUCAUUGCUAUUCAACAUCUCUUCAACAGGUUCCGCUAUAGGCUGAUUUUUGUAAAUCUAAAACCGGUUCAUACCCGUUGACAACAUUUGUUUUAGGCUGCAUUUAAUUAAAUGAUAAUACUUAUUCUGAAAAUGCUUUUUUCAAGCGUAUGGAAUUGAAUUUAGCAAGAUUUCUCUAUCAUACCAGAACUACCUCGCUGCCCCAAUGGCAAGUGCAAAAAGAAUGCAAUUUGUAAAGAUUUCAAUGGUACUGACCUGUGUGAUUGCAAAGGAGGCUAUCAUUUCAACGGCAAGAUCUGUGUUGGUAAGGACAUUGUCUUCAUCAUCAUUAUUUAACAAAGAGAACAGUGAUUUGGAGAUUGUUUCCUUUAGAAAUGGCAAUUCUUUUUUUGUACUACCUGCUCAAUCGUUACAAGUAGCAAGCGGUUAAAUGGCUCCAGCUCACUACUUCUUCUCUCCGUUUAACCCUGAUAUGCAACAAGAGAGCACUCUCUUGUUUACAAGUUAUCAGUUCAACAACAACAACAAAAGUGAAAACGAAACAGGUUCUGUUUACCGCAGAACUUAACCUUAGAUAGCCUCGCGCUUGGCUCAAACUUUUCAUAGCCAUUUCGAUUUUUAAUUUUGUUCGCUUAGUGAUUCAGCCGCUGAGCUUACUCCCGGCUAAGCUAGGUGGGAAGAACGGUUGAACUCUUCCAAAUUGUGGAAGCCGUUCUUAAUUGUUCAGCCGCAUGUACUUAAUUCAAGUUGGUAACUGAUAACUUAAUUUCUUUUUCCUCAUCUUUUAGACACAGAUGAAUGUCAACUAGACAAAAGUAUCUGCGGUUCAAACUCCGUUUGUUCAAACACUCGGGGAUCUUACCACUGCAACUGUGAAGUUGGCUUCAGGAGUGACGAGGACAGUGGAAAAAACUGUUACGGUGACUUUUGGUUGAUGUGACUUUCUAAUAUAAACGAGCAAGCUGCUAUGAAUGUGAUAAAACACUUCAAGAAUAUCUUUUAUCGUGAAAUGAGCUUAGUCGGCCGGGAGGAGGUCCGUAUGGUAAUACACUGUGCUUGAGGUCUUGAAUACGGCUCGAAGCCGAAGCUAAAGGCGUUACCCAUGACCAUGAGCACAGUUUUUUCUAAUACAGUAUUUAUGUGUUGUUUUCUUUUCCCGCUUUGCUAUGAAUGGUCAAUUAGAGCGCUUAACCCUCUAUAAAUACUUGACUCAAUACACUUAUACUAUCUAUUGACAUUUGUUAUCGUAGAAAUAAAUGAAUGCGCGAAAAAAGACUUAUGUGGUGGUGUAGCAGAGUGUGAGGACAUUUUUGGAUCAUACAAAUGCAAAUGCCCGCAUGGAUUUUCCUAUGAUAAAACAGAAAAGAAAUGUUUUGGUGAGAAACAUUGCACAUUUUAAUCUUCAGAAUAAAUAAUUUUUGUUCGACAUUCAUAUCGAUUUCAAAUAAAACGCGUGUUUAUGUGUUUAAGAAGAAUUUCAAAAUUUUUACCAUGAUAUUUCUAUAUACUUUCUCGCAGAUAAUGAUGAAUGCACAAUUAGUCAUUCGUGUCAAUCCUAUAUGAUUUGCACAAACACAUUUGGAUCCUACUCCUGCCGCUGUCACCAAGGAUAUCGCGCAGACAAAUUGUUUUGUACAGGUAAUGAUUAGGUGAAGAGCACGAUAUAAAAACAGUGCCAAUGCCUCUUCUCGGUUGAAUGCAACUCUUUCGCUAUCUACGCACCCACUAAGCUAAAUCCAAGGUGACGUGGAAAAUUUUGUUUCAUAAAUUUUUAUUAAUAAGUUGAAAUGAAAUAACUUUAAUUUAACUAGCGGAUAAGAAUCAAGCAAAGAAAUAAUCCACGCUAGCGGAGUGCAAUUUUGGCAAUUGCAUCGAAGAAUCCUGAAUAAACUCUUUGAGGAGAUUCCCAGAUACUAUUUGGGUAGGACACAUUCACCAACUUCCUUUGUUGCAGUAUCAACUAUUAUCUAGGAGGCACCGGUUCGAAUCCCGUCAAUCCCUGAAUUUUUUUUCCGGCUUCUUCUAUGCAAUUGCGAAAAAUCGCAGUCCACCUGCGAGGAUCUUUUUUUUUGCUUUAAAUAUUCAGUAAUUAUCCUUCACCUCUGACUUCAUGGUACAAUUCCAAGGAGCAUAAAAGCCUUCUACUUGUCAGUGUUAUAUGAGGUUCCUCUCCUGAGGGAUCUAUGGUAUUCUUCUCUUCUGCAAAGUUCAGCAAGUUCAGGGGAAACUUAACUGCCUGUCACUCUAUUGAAGCGACAGAUCGACCCAUUUGCUCUAAGUAGGAAAUAUUCUCUAAGGGUUCCUCCUCGAUUUAGUUACUUAUAUCAAAGACGAAUCAAUCUAAAACAGAAGGGCAUGGAAAUUUACAAAUAUGUCCUUUUUGUUUUACAUAGAUAUCGAUGAAUGUGAGGAAAUGAGAUACGAUUGCCCUAAGUUUUCAAGUUGUAAGAACCUAAACGGUAGUUAUGAAUGUGUCUGUAAAGGCGGUUAUCGAAAAGAAUCCGAUGGAACUUGUUCAGGUAAUGUUUAACAUUUAAUUUCACCUCUGGAAAGGAGUUUUUUUUACUGCCGUAGAGCUGAGAUAACUAAGCUCAAGCUUAUAUAUGUGUCUUUGGUGCCCACUGUAAACAAACAAUACUGCAAUUAAAGCCUGUUAUUAUUGUCCUCAGAAAUUUGCUUUCCAGAGUGUGACGAAAAUUCAUAUUGUCAGAUAGGAAAAUGUCUGUGCAAGAAGGGUUUUCUUCUGAGCCCAAACCAAAUGUGUCAAGCAGGUUAG